AUGAUUCAUACAGAUACAGACAUUCUGGAGAAAGGCGCCAUUCUACAGAUAAACCUAUUCUGCAUAUGCAGCAAGUCUACAGUUACAACCAUUCUGCAGAUACAGCCGUUCUACAGAUAUAGCCAUUUUGGAGAGAAUGGUAUAGAGAAGCCAAUUGAUCUUUGUGUACAGCCUGGACGCAAAUCACCAGACACUUCAUUCAUAGUGAAAUUUAAUUAUCAACAAUUACCAGGAAUUGAACAUGAGGUUUUCUACAGAAGCUUGACAACAGGAGGAAUAAAAAAAGUCAAGGCUGACCAAGGAUUUGCAAAGAUUGAAAAUCUCACUCCUGGUGAUGCCUAUGAUGUAUGGGUUGUUGCAUCCAAGGAGGGAGUUAAAAGUGAACCAUGCAAACUUGAGGAUCCAAUACAAACAUAUCCAGGAAAGGUGAAAAGUGUUAAAACUGACAAAACUUCCCCUACAUCGCAAAUCAUUAGCUGGAAUCCUGUAUUUGGAGCCAGUUCAUACUUAGUUAAGAAGAAAAGAUGUGAUGGCAAUUACGAAACGAUUCCAACAGUAGACACAGAGCUCACACUUUCGAAUCUAGAUAGUGGUCAAGCUUACAAAGUCUAUCUUUCACCUCCCAGGGAUAUUCACAGACGUGUAAUUUACUCUGGGAAUAAUGUUUCUCUGGAAGUCAAAUACACCUGUUCAGAUCAAGAAAUUAGUAAAUAUGUGAUCACUGCAAAGUCAGACUCUGGUGAUUCUCAAACAAAAGAAGAGGAAUCAUGUCAAACGCUCUUCCCAAAUCUAAAUGAAGGCCAUUGUUACACUGUUUGUGUCCAAGCUGUUGCAACGAAUGGAGUAAAAAGCAAAAAAGCUCAUGCUGAACCUAUUUGGAUACGACCUGGAUCUGUCAAAAACUUGAAAAGUGAAGCCGUUACAGGGAAUUCGGAAAGAGUGUACUGGGAUGAUGUGGAAGGAGCAGAGUCGUAUAGUAUUUCUGUAGAAGAAGAUGGAAAGUCAAUCAAGCAUGACAGUAAUGUACCAGAAAUUACUCUGACAGAUCUUACCUUGAACAAAAGAUUCUCUGUGACAGUCAAGGCGGUCAAUGUAGCAGGUUCUGGACAAAUAUCUAAGCCAGUUAAUUUUAUGACAGGUAUGAAAAAGCUCAAAAUGAAAUCAUAUUUUGCAUAUAUUUCCGGCCCAAAACUAGCUGCAGACAUCAACUUAGAAUGGGCUUCUGAUCUCAAUGUAACACUACAAAGCCUUUAUUUUGCAGCACUUUACCCAGUACAAAGUGUACGGGUGGAAAACAGCACAAGAAAUCCAACCACUGAACUUAUUGUAAGACUUGAAGGAUCAGUAGUAUCACCGACUUCGAAAUACAAACUCAGAUUUAUCAACCUAAAUGAAGGCACGUUCAAAGAAAUUAUAAAAUCUGGAAAUAUCAUUAAAAUGAGUGAACUACAUGAGGGCACAAAAUAUCAAGUAGGAGUGACUUCAGUGCAUGAAACAGAUGAAAAACUUAAUAGUGAAGAAAUAUUGUCCGAUCCGAUUUCGACAGUUGCGCCAUCGCUGUUUGUUGAAACCAUGAGCAUCGGCCAUGAAGAACAAAAAUUCAUGUGGAACAAAAUAGACAAUGUUUUAGAAUAUGUAUUUCAUUGGAGAAUAGAACAUAGAGGGUGGCAACAAGAAACUGUUUAUCAAGACGAAUUAAUUUUGGAAAACUUGGAACCUGGGAAAAAAUAUGAAGUCUACGUCACUGCAAUUAAUGAUAGUGGUGAAGGUGACAGGUCUUCUACUGUACAGUUUGACACAGUUCCCCCUGUUCCAACUGAUCUUCAACAACAAAUACUCUCAACCCAAGAGUUCAAGAUAUCAUGCAAAUCAUGUGAAGGUGCAGACGGAUAUAUUUUCAAAGUCAACAACAAAAGUUUCAACUCUGAAUUACCUGAGUAUACAUUGCAAAGUCAAGACCUGGUCGAUAUAGAAGUAACAGUGCAGUCUUACAACACUGCUGGUGAAAGUAGAUUAUCAAAUGUGCUGAAGUUUAGACAAGUUGUCUCUCUUCUGCAACAAAAGUUCAAACAAGUGGCUGAAAACCUUCUGGACAAAAGUGCAUUCGUUACACCAAAGCUCAUUAAAAUUCCUAGCGGUGAUGUCAUAGGAGACCUCGAAUUACAAGCAACUCAAAUUAAAGAAGGAGAUACAGUAAUGAUUAUUGGAGAGAAUUUCACAGGCAAAACUGCAUGUUGCAGCUAUUUCUUGCAACAUGUACCCAAUGCGAAACUGGCAUUUUAUUUCGAUUACGAAGAUGUCAAAGCACUCAAAACAAAACUUAAUGUAAAAGCAAUACUGCAUAAGUACAUGCCGGAUCUGCCUGAAGAAGAAAUAGAUUUUGUUUUUCAUUGGAUGAAGAAUAACUCUAACCAAGUUGUAUUUGUUGUUGAUAAUUUCAACUUAUCACCUGAAUUCAAUCCUCGUAAUCUUCUUUAUAAAAAUGAAGAACUACCAAAUCAAAUCUUUUAUAACCUACUAGUCACCAAUCGACAAGUAUUCCCCAAGUCUCAAGUAUUCUGCUCUACAUCACAUGAUUCGGUGAAACAGUUUUUGAACCCCACACUGUCUGUAAAAAUUUAUGGCUUUGAUGAUACUGGAAUCAUAAAUAUGAAGAAAAACAUUUUGGGAGAGAAAAAUGAUAUUGCUGAUGUUCCCGAAGUUUUCCAAUUUUUUUGUGCAAACCCAGGAUUCUGUGAAAGUAUUUUGUACAUGAUAAAAAAUAAUAAAAUCGAGGCAGACAUCGACUCAUUCUCUUCCAUACUCGUUCAACUUAUCCUUGAGAACUUGAACAGAUAUCCAUUGGUUCAAAAGAAAGUCAAAAUUAAUAAUCAUUUGUGGCAGAAAAUUAAUGAAGUACCAAAAAGAAUUGAAGCCGCUAAUAUCAAUCCAGAGAAAGUGAAAAAAAGAAAAGACAGGUCAAACAGCCAAUCACAAGUUGCUACAUCGGUCAUGGAAUCGUCUAUAAACAGUGGUGGUCUAUCAUUCUUGGAGUAUGGAGAGAGAUCCGUUGUCAGCAGAAAAUCUUCAAUAAACUGUGACGUUUUGCAGGAUUACAUUACUAUUGCCAUGUACUUUGCAUUUUUCUGCAAAUUAGAUGAUUUCAAGAAAAGAUUGAGAAAAAAAUCUUUAAAGUUUGGCUCAUUUGCAAAGAUAUGGAUAAUGAUUGCAGGAUUGCUGAGAAAAGAAACAAUGAAAGCUGCGAAGAAAAUAUUUGAACCAGCUGAUAUAGUAAUUGAUGAAAGAGAAGUUCUCAAUAAAUGUGAGAUUGUAAAGAAAUUUAUCAAAGACAAUAUUGGAAAUAUCCUAAAUCAAAUUUACAUUGAACCACAAAUAACUUUGGACUGGUUUUCAAUCUGCAAUGAACUUAAUGAUGAAAAACUUUUACAAAUGUGCAAAACGAAAAUUGAAAUUUUAGACAAAAGCACAACUGAUGAAGUGGAAAAAGCAUCUGAGUUUCUGAGAAGGCUACCAAAAAAAUUCUGCUCUAAUGUGAAAGUGAAGUACGCCUGUAAUGAUGCAACAAAAACGUUGUCGAUAGACAAUGCAAUAAGAGAGAACCCAAACACGGAUGUAGGUGCUAAAUAUUCUGCGAAGCUAAUCCUGGUGAAGAGCGAAAAAUCAAGUAAUUUUUCUAUGAAACGUCUUUCAUCCAACUAUCAAUCAUGCACACACAGUGAAAACUUACAAACGCCACCAGUAUAUUCUGAAGACAAGUCAAACACAGAACCCAUUGGAGAAACUACUGAAAAUACUUCGACCAUACUACCAGAUAGUGAGUACAGGUCUCUUCAUGCCGAAGGAAGCGUAUCUCAACGUCCAUUCAAUGUUAGAUUACCAAUAAAAUUCAUAAAUAAUAAAGACAGCCAUUCUUUCCAAGGCUACAUAAAGCUCAGCAAAGUAUUCACCACUUCAAAAUCUCUCCCUUCUGAAUCGGAAAAAGUUUCGUGCACUAUUCCUGUAUUUUGCUCUUCCUUGGAAACACAAGUGACAGCUACAAUUGUCCAAUCAGAACGGGAUAAAUGGAAAAACAUUGGGACUGUUCAAAUAUCAAAACAACAAUUCGUGCAUUGUGAGCUUGAUGCCGGGGAAACCUACACAAUUGUUUUGCCUUCUGACGGAAGUGCAAGAAGUGUCCUCUUUCACUUAACUUGCCAAAUCUACCCAGUAGGGGAUUCACAAAUAAUUUGUGAAGUUUCAAUGGAUGAUGGUGUGGAAACCAUAACAAGAUCACCUGUGUCUCAUCAAAGAUUCACCAUGAAAUUGGGUGAAACAGUCAAUAUUGCAGUAAAGAAGUCUGACAACGUCAUAUUUGACUGGAAAUUUAGCCUUGACCCAGAAAGCAUUAAUAUUUCAAAAACCAUCAAAUGCCACGAGACCGUAGUCGCAGGCCAAGAACAGAAAAGCAAUACUAUAACAUGCUCGAUAGUUAACGCUACUACAGUGAUUAGCCAUAUAACAUUCGAUGAAUGGUCAGAGCAACAGUAUUUCGCACAUGGAAAAAAAUCUGAAAUAGUGGAAAAUAUUCCAGAAUCGUCAAUCUGGGUCCAGUUGGUAAAUGAAUCUCCAAGAAAUAUGAAAGUUGUCGCAAGAUCCCUGUCAAGCGGCCAUGAAAUUGCAACAACAUCGACUGGAAGUUCAGCGAUCAUAAAUGGCAUAGAUCCGGGAGACAAAUAUUCUGUCUCCAUAUUUGAUAUGUCUGGUGGUCAUUACCACAAGCUUAUAUCCAAAACUGACAUUCAAACAAGUAAAACAAUUGGAAAAGGAGGAGACAUUGUUCGAGCUGGAAAUUGCACUCUUAUUUUUCCUGAAGGCGCUGUCAAGAAUGGAACCAAAAUUGAAAUUUCAAAUUGUACUGAGGGUGUACCGACUCUCCCCGAUGAAUAUUUCUGCAUUACACCUAUAAUGGACUUUCGUUCAUCACAAAAAAGAUUUGAUGACCCUGUUAUCUGCAAACUUACUUUACCCCAUAUCAUUGUAGAAAAACCCAUAUCUGUUGAUGUAAUGUGCUUUGAGGACAAUAAGUGGGAUAAAGUAUGCUCCAGUGUUUUGACUGAAAACAGUGCAGUCGAGUUUAAGUGUGAUCAUUUUUCUCCAUAUACAUUAGCAAUAAUUAUUCAAUUGCCAUACAGUCUGAUCCCCAAGCCGAUUUCUUUCCGGAUGCACAACAUGGUUUACUUUGACAAGAAUGACAACUUUGUGUGUGUCACAUGUUUGGAUUAUGAAUCCAUCAUGCAGAAAUGUGAAACAAAGUUACUGAAAGCUAACUUUAUACCAUCUUCAUUUAUUAUCCCAACUUUCAAGCUAAAAUUGGAAGAAACCGCUGGUUUUUUCCUCAAAUGUCUCGGUGUUGAACCAGAAAGGCUAAUUGGAGAAUGGCAAACAACUCUCAAUCGUGAUUUUGUCGAGGAAUGGUCACACAUGCAAGAUUUUCAAAUGGAUAAAGUCGCUGGUAAAGACAGAAUCACUCUUCUGUUCAGUCGACUAUUGGAUGACUCACCCCGGCCAGUUGAAAAGAAAACUCAAGUGUCAUACCCUCUAGAUAAAAAUGCAAUCACUUCAACAGAACCAUCAAGCGCAGCUGUGAAUACCAUCCAAGGUCAUCACAUGACUGUUAUAACCAAUAACCCUGUAUUGCACGGAAAUUAGAGUGAUUAGACCCAUUAUCAAUUAUGUAGAUAUUACAUUAUUACUAUAUUGUACCACUUCUCUGAAUGAAGCGUUCAAAAGUCCCAUUCGUUUCAGCGAGAAAGACAAUAUUCAGAUUCACAUAUAAAUGUCAUGUAAUUUUUCAUGUUUAUCUUCACAUAGUAAUUAAUUUGAAUAUGAGAUAUUUACACAGUUGAGGUAGAAUCACACAGUCACCUUCCAUAUGAAAUCAUGUCCCCCAAUGAGGUCAUAGAUGAAAUAUUUUGACAAUCUGUCCAAAGUUCAACUAUCAAUAUUAUUAUUACUGUAUGACCCAAUUAAUCAAUAAUUUGUAACUGCAUCUGUUAUAUUAACCAUGUAAUG
Styela clava is the source of this 6051-nucleotide messenger RNA. Lineage: Eukaryota; Metazoa; Chordata; Ascidiacea; Stolidobranchia; Styelidae. The record is from RefSeq and is a predicted model, not a curated record.